AUGAAAACUCUGCGAAUGUUUGGUGACCCACAAACAGGUCAACUGAGUGUGGAAUUCCUCGGACUUCUAAUACUUGCAUUACUUGCUUAUUUCGGUCAUUUAUUGGCCAGAUAUGGCUUGUUCACAGACAAAUUUCUGGAUAGAGGAACCUACAUAUGUGAAUAUAAGGGAGAACUGAUCGAUGGAAAAGCUGCUGAUUCUCGAAAGGACUUUGGAUUCUUGUUUUAUUUUACGCAUAAAGAAGAAUCUAAAUGUGUUGAUGCAAUGAAAAGCAAGGGCAUUGCCAAGUAUGCUAAUGAUGAAUGGGUUCGACCAAAUGCCAGGGUUGUGAAGGAGAUUAUAGAUGAUGAACCAUAUCUUUUCCUCAAAUCCAUACAAAAUCUUAAAGAAGGAGAGGAGAUUAGAUAUGACUAUAAUGAUUCAUCAGCUCCAUGGAGAAAACAGGUUAUACAACAAUCCUUAUUUAAUACUUAUAAAAUGACCAAUUGUCUGAUGGAUUGA
Molecule: messenger RNA, 501 nt
Organism: Saccostrea cuccullata (small rock oyster)
Lineage: Eukaryota; Metazoa; Mollusca; Bivalvia; Ostreida; Ostreidae
Product: histone-lysine N-methyltransferase set-1-like
Exons: 3
Coding region: 1-501 (166 amino acids)
Biological process (GO): regulation of transcription by RNA polymerase II; regulation of DNA damage response, signal transduction by p53 class mediator
Cellular component (GO): polytene chromosome; nucleus
Molecular function (GO): transcription regulator activity; protein binding; histone H4K20 methyltransferase activity
Source: RefSeq, a predicted model, not a curated record